GAAAGGCUCCAGAAGCCUCGCUGGAAACCUAUCCUAAAUAUUUCGUCUAAAAACUUUUUGGAAAUUCUUGAGAAUAUUCUUAUGAAAGUCACAUGUCGUGCAUGCAAAUUUUCAGUUGUUAAAAAAUGUUUGACAAGUUUCUUUCACUGGUUUGGUUUGAUCAUGCUCAGCCACAAACACAAAUCCGUGAUGAAACAUUCUCUCUCGACAUUGACGAAUCAGUUGUUGAAAAUCUUCACACAAAAUUAUCGAGAAAUGUUCUCGACAAGUAUUCUCGAAAUUUUGGUGAUGAAAAAGAUUUAUACAAUUGUGUCAUAUUGCCCAAUGUUGAACCAAAAUCAAAACGAAACUCCUUUUUCAAUUUUACGAAUCCAACCUAUUCGUCCGAAUUUGUUGAAAAACUAAUUAUUUUCCAAAUCUUGAAACAGUUGAAAAAUUUAGAACCCUCCAUUGAUGAGUUGCCAACCAUAAAAACAGGUGAUUAUUAUUUAUUUUGUUUCAGAUUGGAUAAAUUUCUUGAAGAAAAUCCUUCACAGUCAACCAUUUUGAAAGAUUUGAAAAGGAGUGUGGAAAGAAUUUCAGACAAGUUUGAAAAAUCAUUUUAUUCUAAAAAGGAAAUCAAUCAGAUAUUAAUAUUUGCAACUAUCUGGCUGGAGACUGAGAAUACAUUCGACAAUUACAAACUCUCAAAAUAUGACAUUUAUUUUGGUGAUUUUUCACGAAUAUUCAGAUGCCUCAAUCUUUUUUAUAACCAUUUCAAGAGUGAUUAUGAUUUUAUAUCAAUAUUAGGAUAUGAAGGCGAAGGAACUGUUUUCAAAGUAUUUCUCAAAAAAUCGAAAACAUUGAGGGCCAUAAAAUUAAAAUACGAAGCUGAAAAAAACGAAGAAUCAACAAGAGAGCUCAUCAAAUUAUUGAAAACAGACAUUGAAGGAAAGAUUAAAUACUUUGAAUGUGACACAAUUGGUGGUCACUUGUAUUCAGUGAUGGAACUUGGAGAGCAAUCAUUAUCAGAUUAUAUUACAAGAAAUAAUGAAGAAGGGUUUUAUAGAGAUGGAUUCAUUUCAAAAGAUAAAAUAAUAGAAAUAAUUGAGAUAUUUAUCAAGGUGUUGACGUCUGUCAGUUCAAUUAAUGAACACUAUACUUUACACAGAGAUUUGGAUCCUAAAAAUAUUGUAAAAGUUCAAGAUUAUUACAAAAUCAUUAACUUUAACACAGCAAAGGCGAUAGAUAGUUACCCAUUAAUGGCAGUUAGAAAGGUGCCAUAUAUGCCACCUGAAAGCUUAGUUGAAGCUCCUAGGAAUGGUAAUAACCAAAAACAAAUUAACAAUGGUCAUUUGUUCUCAUUGGGAUGUAUACUUUUGAAAUUAUUUACAAACUGUCCAUUACAGUUAGAUGAACUAUUUUUAAAUGAUUCAGAUAUAUCUAAAUAUGAUGAUGAUUACAUGUAUUUUACUACCUUUGGAAAAUAUUUCUCCUCUGUUUCGACAACAAAUGAUGGGGAAUUGAAAUUACAUUAUGCAAUUGGAAAAAUACUCAACAAGACAAUUAAUACUAAUUUUGGAGUAACUGAUAUCUUGAGUAGAUGUAUAAUUACAAUGAUACAAAGAGAUACAACCAAAAGGUUGAAUUGCUAUUUGUAUAAAACAAUUCUGGAGAAUGUUUUACAAUUCUUGAAAGGUGAAAUUCAAGAUAUUUCAUUAAAUAAUAAGAAUGAAACUAUACAGCUCAAUAAUAUACCAACACUCAUAAGUUAUCAAAGUAGUUUGACGAAAAUUAUCAACGAAAAAGACAGAUUUAUAUUCCUUGAAAGAGGCAUAGGAUGUGGGAAAGGCGUGGUUGACAAAGUUAUGGAUAAAAAACUAGGUCGUAUUGUUGCUUUGAAAACAUACAGAGAGAGUUCAAUAAUGAAUGAUUUAACAAGGCUAAUGGAAGCUUUCAAGAAAGCAAAAGAAUUUGAUCAUCCCAAUGUGGUUAGAUAUUUGGAAUAUGAUGUCGUCUAUCAAUCAUUGGAUAAUUUUUAUUUUGUAAUUAUGGAAUUAGCUGAACAAAAUUUGAAACAGUACAUAGAGUCACAAAGAAACCUAUCCCUGAAGGAAAUUACAAUGCUAUUCAGAGAUAUUCUCAAGGGAUGCAUUUAUUUACAUCAAAAUGGAAUAAUUCACAGAGAUUUGAAACCUCAAAACAUUUUAAUCUACAGAAUCGAAGAUAAAGUGGUGCCACGAAUCUCAGAUCAUGACGAAUGUAAAAUUGCUGAUUUGGAUCUUGUAAGAACUACUCUAGUUCAAGGCACAAGAGAAUAUGCAGCUCCUGAACUAUUCGAAAAAACACGUUCCAAUAAUAAUUUAUAUGAAAGAGUUGAUAUCUACUCUCUAGGAUGUAUAUAUUUAUUCAUGCUCAUAAAUACUGAUUUGGAAGUUGAGGAGAAAACCUUUUUCGAUUGGAUGAUUUUAAACCAAGAGGAGAAAGUUCAUCAAUUCAUCAGCAAAAUCAUUGAAAAUUUAUAUGGAAGUAUUGAUAUCAAAUUGAGAAAUUACAUUACUAGAUUACUGUGCUGCUCAAUCAACAAGUCACCUCUCAGAAUUCCAUUGAAAGAGUUUUAUACAGGAAUUAAGUAUAUUUUGAAUUUAAUGGGACAUGCAGAGGAAAUAGAUGAGCUGGAAGAUGGAAUCAGUGAUGAGUUGAUGGAAGCAAUAUUGAAGAAAAAUGAAUGAGUCAGAUGAAUCAAUAGAAUGCUAUCAACAUUUCGCUCCAGUUUCAGAUCUCGUUUUUCUCUGUAUUGUUUUAUAUUUUCCUUAAAAGAAAUUAGUCCAUAUUUGGAAAUUAGAAAAAAUACAAAAUCAAUUGAGUUGAAUAC
Messenger RNA from Naegleria gruberi, 2854 nucleotides. RefSeq lists its product as uncharacterized. Gene Ontology annotation, molecular function: protein serine/threonine kinase activity; ATP binding. Gene Ontology annotation, cellular component: cytoplasm; nucleus. The record is from RefSeq and is a predicted model, not a curated record. The transcript has a single exon. Gene Ontology annotation, biological process: protein phosphorylation; mitotic DNA damage checkpoint signaling. Bases 126 to 2711 code for a protein of 861 amino acids. Lineage: Eukaryota; Heterolobosea; Eutetramitea; Acrasida; Naegleriidae.